AUGGAUCCGACCGCCUCUGUACUGUCCGAGCUAGAGGCGAUUCUCCAGCGAAGCCAUGUGACCUUGCAGUCGGAGCUUCGCACCUGGGUUUCCCAGCAGAUGCCUGCGGGGCCUGCGGGGCCUCCCUCCACGUGCAGAGAAGAAGCUCGAGGCUUCACGAGUCCUGUAGCAUCCGAAGUGUCCUUCCCGGCCCUCGAGACGCGCCUGGCGAAGUCCUCGGGGCUCACCUCGACGCUGCGAGGGGACCCGGAUGAGGAAGGCUUUGGCAGCGUGCAGGUCAGCUCCCUGGCGCUGCCCACCUUCUCAGGCUCGCGGUCUCGGCGUGCCUCGCGGACCUCCAAGUGCUCUGGCAGUGAGGGCGAAAACUCGCAGGCCUCGGGCCGGGUGUCACGCUGGGGCGCGACGGAAGAGGAGACAGUGGAAGUCCUCCGGAUGCGUGCCAAGAGCAACAAGGAGGGCCAAGAGCCCAAGGCUGCGAAGCCGAAGCCCACCAGAAACCUAUGGAGGCGGAUGAUCGAACAUCCCUGGUUUGACAGAAUUUUCGCAUUCAUGAUCCUCGUCAGCUCCGUGGCUGUGGGCGCAGAAGUCGAGUACACGGCAUCUGGACUGCAAAAAGAAGAUGUAAGGCGAGGACGGGAGCAAGCAGCUUCCGACUUCUGGUUGUCCUUGCAUCACCGCACCUAG
This is a messenger RNA of Symbiodinium natans, 684 nucleotides long. Lineage: Eukaryota; Dinophyceae; Suessiales; Symbiodiniaceae. The record is from the annotation of a GenBank genome assembly.